Rotaria socialis is the source of this 624-nucleotide messenger RNA. Lineage: Eukaryota; Metazoa; Rotifera; Eurotatoria; Philodinida; Philodinidae. The record is from the annotation of a GenBank genome assembly.
AUGAUGAAACAAGUCAAUUUUACUUUAGUCAUAAUGAUGAUAACAGUUUGUAUUAUCAAUACUGCUCGAAUACCGAUUGCAGGAAGUUUCAAUCCGUUUGUUGAUAAAAAUCAACCUGAUGACACUGAAAAUAAAGCGCAUUCAAAUGUUAAUUUACCUUCUCUUAAUUCAAUUCAUGGUCAUGUUCAUCGUUCAUCGGAUACGAAUGAAACUGAGUCCAUUAAAAAUAAUACGCACGUGGAAAAAGCUGGCCCAUCAUUAGAUAUUAUUGAUUCACAUCCACAUUCACAUGAUGAAGAAGACAACGAGUCUAUUUUAGACAGUGCUAAACGCUUGUUAAUACAACCAUCCGUCAAUAUGCUUGAUGCCCAAUUACACGGUGGACAUGAUCAUGUUCAUGAUAAUAAUCAAACUGAUAAUCAAGCAGCUGAUUUAAAUGAUUUUUAUCUUUGGUUAAAAGAACAAAAUGAAACAAAUCAAUUAAACCGUUUUAUAUCGCUACAGAAAGAAGUGAAUCAAUACAAAUUUGAUAACGGAGAAGAUUUAAAAGAUAAACUAAGUCGUACUAUUGAUGCUUUGAAGUCAGCUGUUAAAGGACAACCACGAAAAAAACAUGAUUUGUAG